Molecule: messenger RNA, 138 nt
Organism: Cavenderia fasciculata
Lineage: Eukaryota; Evosea; Eumycetozoa; Acytosteliales; Cavenderiaceae
Exons: 2
Coding region: 1-138 (45 amino acids)
Source: RefSeq, a predicted model, not a curated record
AUGGUUAAAGAGGGUGAUCUGAGUAGAAGAGUCGAGACUAGAAUAAAGGAGGUGGUAGUUGUUGAUGAGGAAGAGGAUGUUGAAGAUGUUAAAGAGGAGGAUGAGCAUAAUAUUAUCUUCAAUGUUGAAGAUGCUUGA